Molecule: messenger RNA, 3885 nt
Organism: Peromyscus maniculatus bairdii (prairie deer mouse)
Lineage: Eukaryota; Metazoa; Chordata; Mammalia; Rodentia; Cricetidae
Gene: Dnajc10
Product: DnaJ heat shock protein family (Hsp40) member C10
Biological process (GO): protein folding in endoplasmic reticulum; IRE1-mediated unfolded protein response
Cellular component (GO): endoplasmic reticulum lumen; endoplasmic reticulum
Molecular function (GO): misfolded protein binding; oxidoreductase activity, acting on a sulfur group of donors, disulfide as acceptor; protein-disulfide reductase activity
Source: RefSeq, a predicted model, not a curated record
UUCCCACAAUGCCGCGCGCCAGGCCCCGCCCCGCCGGCGCGACCCGAGCGGCGGUGUUGCUGCGGUGCGCGCUCGCAGCCGCCGGCGUCCGGUCCUGCCGGCUCCCGGGUUCGGCGGCCUAAGGAUGGGGCAGUAGCUGAGGACGCCGAGGAGGUUAACCUUUGGGGGCUGUGUUCUGUGAUGCUUGAUUGACCCUUGAAGUAAUGUGGACAGAGGUUCUCAAAUGUGUGUAUUAUAACCACCGGACCCAGCAUUGUAUCUUAAUGUUCACUUAAAGAAGAACUAGCAUAAGAAAGAGAAUGGGAGUCUGGUUAAACAAAGAUGACUUUAUCAGGGACUUGAAGAGGAUCAGUCUCUGUCUUCUGAUACUGUAUGUGGUUGUGGUAGUGGGCACGGAUCAGAAUUUUUACAGUUUACUUGGCGUGUCUAAAACUGCAAGCAGUAGAGAAAUAAGACAAGCCUUUAAGAAAUUAGCACUGAAGUUACAUCCUGAUAAAAACCCGAAUAACCCAAAUGCACAUGGUGAUUUUUUAAAAAUAAAUAGAGCAUAUGAAGUACUCAAAGAUGAAGAUCUACGGAAAAAGUAUGACAAGUAUGGAGAAAAGGGACUUGAAGAUAAUCAAGGAGGCCAAUAUGAGAGCUGGAGCUACUACCGUUACGAUUUCGGUAUUUACGAUGAUGAUCCUGAAAUCAUAACAUUAGAAAGAAGAGAAUUUGAUGCUGCUGUUAAUUCUGGAGAACUGUGGUUUGUAAACUUUUACUCCCCUGGAUGCUCACAUUGCCACGAUUUAGCCCCCACUUGGAGAGAAUUUGCUAAAGAAGUGGAUGGAUUACUUCGGAUUGGAGCUGUCAACUGUGGCGAUGAUCGGAUGCUUUGCCGAAUGAAAGGAGUCAACAGUUACCCCAGCCUCUUCAUCUUUAGGUCUGGAAUGGCUGCAGUGAAAUAUAAUGGAGACCGGUCAAAAGAGAGCUUAGUGAACUUCGCCAUGCAGCAUGUCAGGAGCACAGCGACAGAGCUGUCGACGGGAAAUUUUGUUAACGCCAUAGAAACUGCUUUUGCUGCUGGUAUCGGCUGGCUGAUCACAUUUUGUUCUAAAGGAGAAGAUUGUUUGACGUCACAGACACGACUCAGGCUUAGUGGCAUGUUGGACGGUCUUGUUCAUGUGGGAUGGGUGGACUGUGACACCCAGGACAGCCUCUGCAAGAGUUUGGACAUCACGGCCAGUACCACUGCCUAUUUUCCUCCUGGGGCCACGUUGAGUAACAGAGACAAAUCCAGUGUUUUGUUUCUUAAUUCAUUGGAUGCUAAGGAAAUAUACAUGGAAAUCAUACAUCAUCUCCCAGACUUUGAACUGCUUCCAGCAGAUAAAUUAGAGGAUCGUUUGGCACAUCAUCGCUGGCUCGUAUUUUUUCAUUUUGGAAAAAAUGAAAAUGUAAAUGAUCCUGAGUUGAAGAAACUGAAAACCCUGCUUAAAAAUGAGCAUAUUCAAGUUGGAAGGUUUGACUGUUCUGCUGCACCAGGCAUCUGUUCUGAUCUCUACGUUUUCCAGCCCUGUCUAGCAGUAUUUAAAGGACAAGGAACCAAAGAGUAUGAAAUUCAUCAUGGAAAGAAGAUUCUAUAUGAUAUUCUUGCUUUUGCCAAAGAAAGUGUUAAUUCCCAUGUUACCACACUUGGACCUCAAAACUUCCCUGCAAGUGACAAAGAACCAUGGCUUGUUGACUUCUUUGCCCCGUGGUGCCCGCCAUGUCGAGCUCUUUUGCCAGAGUUACGGAAAGCAUCAACGCUGCUCUAUGGCCAGCUCAAAGUUGGUACAUUAGACUGCACAGUUCAUGAAGGACUCUGCAACAUGUAUAACAUUCAAGCUUAUCCAACAACAGUGGUAUUCAACCAGUCCAGUAUACAUGAGUAUGAAGGACACCACUCUGCGGAACAAAUCUUGGAGUUCAUAGAGGAUCUCAGAAACCCUUCAGUGGUCUCUCUUACGCCCACUACCUUCAAUGAACUAGUUAAACAGAGAAAGCAUGACGAAGUCUGGAUGGUUGAUUUCUAUUCUCCGUGGUGUCAUCCCUGUCAGGUCUUAAUGCCAGAGUGGAAACGAAUGGCCCGGACAUUAACUGGACUGAUCAAUGUAGGCAGUGUGGACUGCCAACAGUAUCAUUCUUUUUGUACCCAAGAAAAUGUUCAAAGAUACCCUGAGAUAAGAUUUUAUCCCCAAAAGUCAAAUAAAGCUUAUCAGUAUCAUAGUUACAAUGGCUGGAAUAGGGAUGCUUAUUCUCUGAGAAGCUGGGGUCUUGGAUUUUUACCCCAAGCAUCCAUAGAUCUAACACCUCAGACUUUCAACGAGAAGGUUUUAGAAGGGAAGACUCACUGGGUGGUUGAUUUCUAUGCUCCUUGGUGUGGACCUUGCCAGAACUUCGCUCCAGAGUUUGAACUCUUGGCUAGAAUGAUUAAAGGAAAAGUGAAAGCUGGGAAAGUGGACUGCCAGGCUUACCCCCAAACAUGCCAGAAAGCUGGUAUCAAAGCCUACCCAAGUGUUAAAUUUUACCAGUAUGAAAGAACAAAGAAAAGUAUUUGGGAAGAGCAAAUAAAUUCCAGAGAUGCAAAAACUAUUGCUGCCUUAAUUUAUGGAAAAUUGGAAACUCUCCAAAGCCAAGGAAAGAGAAAUAAGGAUGAGCUUUGAUGAUGUUGAAGAAAAAAAAUUUAAGAAAAAAGAAUCUGGAAAAUUACAUCAGAAGGUCUGUUUUCCAAACAUGAAGAUGCUCUUGAGGCAGCAGAUGCGCAUGACCUUGGCCUUACAGUUGCCCUGUGCAGACUGAGCACCUGUGUGGUUCUGUAGUUUGCAGACACUUCCUGUGGAGAGCCGGGCAGCGCCAUCUGACACUGGAGCCACAUAUGGUUCUUUGUUUUGUUAAUCCUUUUAGAAAUAAAAACACCAUUCUUAGCUCAGGGCCAUAUAGAAAUAUUCCCUAGGCCAAGUCCAGUCAAAGGACUAGUUUGCUGACUACCAGAACUGAUGUUUGGACACCUGGCUCUACAUGUGGAUGUGUUAUCUUCAUACUGUACAAAGUGGAUUUGGGUUUUUACUUGUAAUUUUAUGAGGGGCCUGAAAGAAAGUGACUUGGUUUUUCAGUCAGCCCUUCUAAAAGUUCUGCCUCUGACCAUAUAUUUUAUUUUGACUACUUUCACAAUAUGAUAAAAUAAAAAUGCACCCAUUUUUCAUACUAUAUACAGUGUAUAUACAGAGCUUCUCCUUUUGUUUUCUUGUAAGAGUUGAAGAGAUGUUCUUAACUUAUCACAACAGUAAAUGUAAAAAUCUUGUAAACUAUGAUUCUAGAACAAAGUAAGGAAAAGUAUUUACAACAAUUAAAUGGACAGCAUAGGAGUCACGAAUAUAAGCCCUAGUGCCCCGUGUCUUAAAGGGCACGCGUUCGUUUGUUUGCUUUUAUAAAGAUGUUCCUACUGAUGGUUUUGUUUAUUUGAGGUGUCUUCCUGAUAUUUACACAUUUGCCUUCUGGGUUCUCUGUUUCGAUCAUUCAUAUUGAUUUUAUUCAUAAAGCUGUGGUUUUUACUCCUGUUCAAUCUUCACAGUUCAAAUAGGAACAGUCAUUUUGGAUUUGUUUUAAUGUGGCAAUGAUGACACUGUUACUCAGUUAUUCCUGUCAAACGCUGUCUUUUCGAUAAAGUGUUGCCAUAACAACUGAAGUUAUUUUUACUGAUAUCAAACACAUGAUGGACUCUUCCCAUUUCUCAGUUGUUUGGACUCAAAGGGUCACAGGGUUUCUCCUGCAACUCAAAAAGUUGAGUGACCUAUAAUUAUAUUAAUUCUCAUAAUAUAGGGGAUGGUCAAAGACACCAAUGAAUAAAGACAAAUGAUUUUUCUAAAA